AUGCCUAACUCUGUCCUAGUUGAGAGUCCUUCAAAGGAAUUGCUGGAGCUUAAGGUAGUGUAUGAGUGGGCUCCACCUUUACGCUCUAAGUGCAACAAGGUUGGCCAUGAUUGCUCUACUAAACCUGCUCCUGCUAAGCCUAAGCAGGUUCAUAAACAGCCAACUCCUGCAGCACUGAAGCAGAAACAAGCCUGGGUCCCUAAGCCUAGUCAAGCUCCUGCUCCUGUUGUUGAUGUUGAUGCUUCUGUUCAUGGGCAAUCUGUUAUCACUCCACAAGUUCAUACUUUUCAAAACUCAGAUGAGGGGUGGAGGAUAGUUGGAAGGAAGACAAAAAGUCAGCAAACUAGGGUUAAUCAGCCUGCUUCUACCUCUAAUGCUUUUGUUGCUUUAUUUGCAAAUAAAAUGGAUGGUGCAGAUAGAGUAACUGUCAAUGUCUUAAAGAUUCAUGAGCAGUUUAUUCAUUUUAGUGUCCUUUCUAAGGAUCUUUCUACUCAAAUUCAACUCACUAUUAUCUAUGGGUUUCAUUCUAUUCAUGAUAGGCUUCCUAUGUGGGAAGGGAUUAGGAACAUCUCUAUUCAGCAUUUUCCUUGGCUCUGUGCUGGUGACUUUAACUCUGUUCUUAAUACUUCAGACAGGCUUCAUGGUACUGAUGUUACUGAUUAUGAGACUAGAGAUUUCCAGAGUUUGGUUGAUGAUUUGGACCUCACUGAGGUCAAGAGAAAAGGAGCCUUCUACUCUUGGUCAAAUAAGGCUCACACUGGUCCUAGAACUCUUUCUAGGAUUGAUAGAGUCUUUGGUAACCAAGCUUGGUUGGACUCUCAUGGUCAUGUUGAAACUGUCUAUCUUCCCCCUUCUUUAUCUGAUCACAGUCCAGUUCUUUUGGAUAUUUGUCCUGCUCCUACUGGGAAAGGUAGACCAUUCAGAUUUCUAAACUGUGUUGCUGAUCAUCCUGAUUUCCUUGAUACUGUUUCUCAGGCUUGGUGUUCUGGUAGUUCUGUGUGGAAGAAGCUUAAUUCUUUGAAGUCUAGUAUCAAGUCUCUUAAUAGCAAGCAGUUUGGCAAUAUUGCUGAGAAGAUUGAUCAAGCUAAUGUUGAGCUUGCUGGAAUUCAGAACUUAAUGGCUCAGAAUCCUGAUGAUUUGGAUUUAUAUGCAAAAGAAUAUGAUGCUAUUAAGGUUGUCAAACACUGGAAUGAUAUUCAAGAAAGCAUCUUCAAACAAAAGUCUAGGAUUAACUGGAUUAAGCUUGGAGAUGGCAAUUCCCAUUAUUUUUUCUUAGUGAUGAAGAAUAGACAAGCAAGGAACAGAAUUGACUCUAACCAGGUUUCGCUUAAGGAUCCGGAUUCUAUUUCUAAUGAGAUUAUUUCUUUCUAUAAGUCUCUUUUAGGGACCAAGGCUCCUUGGCUUCCUGCUGUUGAUCUUGUUACUAUGAGGAGAGGUAAACAACUUAGCUCUAUUACUCAGAGCUAUCUCAUUCAGCCUGUCUCUUGA
Messenger RNA from Chenopodium quinoa (quinoa), 1488 nucleotides. RefSeq lists its product as uncharacterized. The transcript is spliced from 2 exons. The coding region runs from base 1 to 1488 and encodes 495 amino acids. Lineage: Eukaryota; Viridiplantae; Streptophyta; Magnoliopsida; Caryophyllales; Amaranthaceae. The record is from RefSeq and is a predicted model, not a curated record.